AUGGCUCCUUCGCUCAUCCGCCCCCAGGGCCACCUGUCCCCAGCCGAGGCCCUCGAGCUUGCCCAGAAAGCACCUACGAUUCUACGAAACAAUCCGACAGCGUUCUCAUCGUCCCCCCUUCUUUCGCUUUUCUCGGCCUCGGAGACGCCCGAGAUAUGGACCAUCUACGAGAACCUCCUUCUGGCCUGCCUGCGAACGGGCGACAGCCAGGCAGCACACCAGUGCCUCGAGAGGCUGGUGAUCCGAUUCGGGAAUGAAAACGAGCGCAUCAUGGCAUUCAAGGGUUUGGUGAAGGAGGCGGAAGCUGAUAAUGAUGGAGAACUUGCACAGGUACUCAAGGAGUACGAGACAAUACUAGGACAGAACGCGACAAACAUUCCUGUUGCGAAACGUCGCGUCGCCCUUCUGAAGUCGACAGGAAAGACAUCUGAAGCAAUUGCGGCCCUCAAUGGUCUCGUUGACUUCAACCCUACAGAUGCGGAGGCGUGGGCGGAGCUUGCCGACUUGUACCUUUCACAGGGGCUAUACUCACAAGCUAUAUAUGCGCUCGAGGAAGUGCUUGUGCUGACCCCGAAUGCAUGGAACAUGCAUGCUCGUCUCGGAGAGGUAUUGUACAUGGCUGCAUCGGCCUCUGAAGGCUCUUCACAGCAACAAUUGGCGGAAUCAGUCAAAAGAUUCAGCCGCAGCAUCGAACUCUGUGAUGAUUAUCUCCGGGGUUACUACGGACUGAAACUGGUUACGAACAAACUUAUCAAGGAACCGUCAAAGCCGUCGAGACAAUCAGACUCGGAGGACUGGACCCUUCCUGACGUCGGUACGUUACAGAAGCUCAACGAGCUAGCAACGCAAAAGCUGGCCGACAUUGUACGCCGCAACGGAGCGCAUGAGAGGCUCUGGCAAGGUUACGAUGAAUCGGAAGUGGCAGCAGCCCGAGAUCUGCUCUCGAAGGAGUGGCAGAGCUGCAUGUCAUCCGAGGUUCCAGGCGUGUCGUUGGGAGCCCGAUGGGCCAAGGCGGCCCACAAGAUGCGCUGGCAGUGA
Colletotrichum abscissum is the source of this 1038-nucleotide messenger RNA. Its product is annotated as tetratricopeptide. Lineage: Eukaryota; Fungi; Ascomycota; Sordariomycetes; Glomerellales; Glomerellaceae. The record is from RefSeq and is a predicted model, not a curated record. Gene Ontology annotation, biological process: protein folding in endoplasmic reticulum. Gene Ontology annotation, cellular component: EMC complex. The transcript has 5 exons. The coding region runs from base 1 to 1038 and encodes 345 amino acids. Gene Ontology annotation, molecular function: protein binding.